This is a messenger RNA of Metschnikowia bicuspidata var. bicuspidata NRRL YB-4993, 1273 nucleotides long. RefSeq names its product biotin synthase (gene BIO2). The transcript has a single exon. The coding region runs from base 109 to 1236 and encodes 375 amino acids. Gene Ontology annotation, molecular function: 2 iron, 2 sulfur cluster binding; biotin synthase activity. Gene Ontology annotation, biological process: biotin biosynthetic process. The record is from RefSeq and is a predicted model, not a curated record. Gene Ontology annotation, cellular component: mitochondrion. NCBI's taxonomy places the organism in Eukaryota, Fungi, Ascomycota, Pichiomycetes, Serinales, Metschnikowiaceae.
GAUAUUUAGAAACAGCCUUUAAUUAAAUCACCUUUUCCGUUUUUUCUUUUUGAUUUGCUUUUUACUGAGCAGUCUCUGGAUAAAUUUGCACCCACAAUUCAAUUAGAAAUGAGACAUUCGAUUGCAAGACUCUUGCAGACCACGAAAUCACCAAGACUGGUUCUUUCUGUAAAUACCAGUUCUGUUGCAUCUGGUAUGCCUAAUGUUUUGGACAGGGCCAUAAAAGAGGGACCAAGACAUGACUGGACUAGAGACGAGAUCCGUGCGAUAUAUGACACCCCUCUUCAAAAAUUGAUGUUCAUGGCACAGCUCCAGCAUCACAAGUAUCACGACCCAAGUGAGGUACAAUUAUGCACUUUACUUAAUAUCAAAUCUGGUGGGUGUACAGAGGAUUGCAAAUACUGUUCCCAGUCCUCAAGAUACGACACCGGCACCAAAGCCGAGAAAAUGAUCAAGUUGGAAGAGGUCAAAACAGCUGCCAUUAAAGCUAAGGAAAACGGAUCCACCAGGUUUUGCAUGGGUGCUGCGUGGAGAGAUAUGCAUGGCAGGAAGUCUGGGUUGAAGAAGAUUACAGAGAUGGUAAAAUGGAUCAACGAUGAAUUAAAAAUGGAGACUUGCGUGACAUUAGGAAUGGUAACCGAGGAGCAAGCCAUUGUUCUCAAGGAGUCCGGGUUAACGGCUUACAACCAUAACAUUGACACAUCCAGAGAACAUUAUCCAAAAGUGAUUUCAACAAGAUCCUAUGACGACCGCUUGCAAACAAUUAAAAAUGUGCAGAGCGCAGGGUUGAAGGCAUGUACUGGAGGCAUCUUAGGGCUCGGUGAAACUGAUGAUGAUCACGUGGGUUUUCUUUAUACUUUGGCCACCAUGGACAAGCACCCUGAAUCUUUGCCAAUCAAUAAGUUAGUUCCCAUUAAGGGAACUCCUAUGGCUGAAGAAAUUGAGAAUAUCCCCAAGUCGCUGAGUAAGAGCUUGCGUUUCGAGGCUAUUCUCAAAACCAUUGCCGCGGCCCGCCUUAUUAUGCCUGAAUCUAUCAUCCGUCUAGCGGCUGGAAGAUACUCUAUGAGGCAACAUGAGCAAUUCCUUUGUUUUAUGGCAGGGUGCAAUGCUAUUUUCACCGGCGAACAAAUGCUUACCACCGCGUGCAAUGGCUGGGAGGAAGAUAUCGCCAUGCUUAAGAAAUGGGGCUUGAAACCCAUGAAGAGUUUCAAAAAGCAUGAACUCAGAGUCCAGUAAAUAUUAGCUACAUGUUUCCUCGCCCAAUACAUAUCAU